This is a messenger RNA of Anthostomella pinea, 3021 nucleotides long. Lineage: Eukaryota; Fungi; Ascomycota; Sordariomycetes; Xylariales; Xylariaceae. The record is from the annotation of a GenBank genome assembly.
AUGGCGACCAAGAAACUCACCAAGUGGCACGAGGCCCUGGGUUUCCGCACCGUCGACAUUGUGGGCGACUUUGGUGGCAAGGAACUGUUCCUCAUCCACGGCGAUUCCCUCCUGUUGCAUUGCAUCAACUCGUCGCAGGUCGACUUCAACGCUGGUGCAUUUCAGCUUCUGCAUGCCAUAUCGGCGGUGGAAACCUUCCUCAACCACUGGAAGUCGCGAGGUUGCAGCUUCCAUGUUGUGUUCUUUGACGAUUCCAAACAUGGUGUGUUCCUCGACAAGGGCAAGGAAAACCGCCAUUCUCCCGACACUCCGCAGGCAAAGCAGAUCAAGUAUCGGCUGACCAGGACCAUCCUGAUACAACAUCUGCAACGGUGCGCCACUGAUGACAGUAGUAACAGUGACAUUAUCUUCUGUUUCCCGUCCAUUGGCAGUGAUGCGUUCACCGCAUACCUCGCUGAGAACUUGGCGACCUUUCUCCUCUGCCAUGAUGGCUUCGAUGAGUCAGGAGAUACUUCGGAACACCAAAAUCCAUACCAGUACUUGAUACACGAGUUCCUCCGACUGCGACGAAGUGUAGCUCUCAUAUCCAGUGUAGAGUUUAGCAGCUCCAGGGUCUUCACCUCCAUGGUCACCUCUGCCCCCGUAAUCCCUUCUUUGCAGCCUCCGGCCCAAUCUGAUGUUGCGAAUCAAGCUCAUGAUCAACCGGCAUCUUCGGUUAAUCUUGACCGAGUUGAACGAUCUGGGAGUAGCUGCAGGGAGCGAGCAACCGUGGCUAUUCUGAGUAAGCUUCUACAGACGGCUGGUUAUAGGGAGUUGCACCUAGCCUCCAUCGCCAUGGCGUUCCACACUGCCUACCUCGGCCGUGCGACAUUGUCAGGACGGUCAUUCCCCAAUCCAUCUACUGACAUGCCUAAGCCCAGUAUUGACAACUGUCUAUCCUUCAUGGAUCGCUUUGCACUUGAGGCAACAUCAGUCCUCAACUCGACCACAAGCGAGGGCUCCUGGCUUCGCGAUGCCAAGCCGGAUCUGUUUGACCUGACCCGAUUCGAUCUUCGUGAGAUCAGUCUUGAGCCUCGAGAUUGCCUGACGCUUUGGGCUUGUAUGAAGCAGUAUCAAACUCAAGGCUACGAGUUAAAUCCUGCUCUGGAUCCGAACAAGACGCUGUCUGGUAUUGCCACCAAGUCCGAUGUGAUCGCUUGGGUGAACAAACUGAAAGUGGUCCUCAACACAUGGAUGCGCGAUAGUGCUUCCCCCUUCGAGGCCAUACGCACGCACCUCUUGGCGUCAACCAAGCAAUUUCUAGAGGGGCGCGAGGAUCGUGACGCCGAGUCUGUUAUUCUGCCGUUGCUAUCUGAUCUUCACAGCGCAGGAGGACUACCGGCAAUUUUGUUCAAUUACGAUCGCGUCCAGUGCGAGAAUACCUUGAUGUCUGUUCUGAGCCGAUUGGAAUCAGCGGAAAAGGAGUUCAAAGAGUCAGACAAACAGUGGGCUCAGCAGGUCAACAAAUAUGAAGCGUGGAAGGUGUUGCGAGCCAAGCAAAAGGACUUGGAAAGGGUCCAAAAGGCCACGAAAGACGAGAAAAUGCGAAAGACCGCAAACGUGGAAGCUAGCGUGUGGGAGAGUUUCGACAUCGACGGGGCACUCGCCGACUUCAGUUUCGCCGACCAUACGAAGUUGACGAAGUCUGAACUGCAAGAUGCGUUACAGACCCUCGCAUGGGAACGUAUCCAGCCGCAUUUCAUUGCUGCCUUAAAACGAGGCGUUGGCGUACAUCAUGCUGGUGUGAACCGGGGGUAUCGUCAGGUCGUUGAGAUGCUUUUUCGAAAGGGAUUCUUGACGGUAGUCAUUGCCACUGGCACACUCGCUCUGGGCAUAAGUAUGCCUUGUAAGACCGUUGUCUUUUUUGGAGACUCGACAUACCUGACAGCACUCAACUAUCGCCAGGGAUCUGGACGUGCUGGACGCAGAGGCUUCGAUCUCCUCGGAAACGUCGUCUUCUGCAAUAUCGGUCUCACACGGGCUUUUGAGCUGAUGUCGUCACGCUUGCCAGACCUGAAAGGACAUUUCCCACUGUCCACGACUUUGGUCCUGCGAACGAUGGGUCUUCUUGACGCCACUAGCAAUUCGGCCUACGCAACCGGUGUUGUCAAGUCCCUUCUGCUGCAGAACCGAAUCUACUUGCGCGGCCCAGCAGCGGGCAUGUCCAUCAGACAUCAUCUCAGAUUCUCCAUCGAGUAUUUGAGACGUCAACGUCUUCUGUCAGCCACUGGCAAGCCUCUCAAUUUUGCAGGCCUAGUGGGACACCUGUACUUCACAGAGAAUGCCGCGUUCGCUUUCCAUUCGCUCUUGAAAGGCGGAUACUUUCAUAGCCUCUGUUCAGGCAUCCACAAGAAUCCCAUUGAUACCUUGAGAAAUCUAGCAUUGGUGAUUGCGCACUUGUUCAACCGGAUUCCGGCUAGAGUGGGCAGCAAGUACCACCCUGGCACGCUCGACCCAGCGGUGUCCAACUUACUGCUCCCGCGACUUCCCAAGGGUGCUGAAGAUAUCCUGGUCAGCAACAACAACGAGACCCUGCGCAAAUAUUCAAGACGUAUGCAGAGCAUUCAUGACCUGUGCUCCUCCGUACGGAAUGGCGUCUUCCUGGAGGAGUCUGCGGUGCCUUACAUACCCAUCUGGCCGCAUGACACUGAUACCCGACUGAACUCCUACAUCUACACCUUCUUCAAGUCGGGGGAUUACGCGGCGCUUACCCGCGACCACAAGAUAAAGAAGGGCGACGUGUGGUUCUUGCUGAAGGAAUUUUCCCUCGUACUUGCCACGGUCGUCACAAGUCUCACCAACUUCAUCGAGCCUGAUGGUAGCAUGGACGAUGAUGACUCUGGUCCUACGGAUGAUUCUACGACACCGGAGAUGGUUCUGCCCGCCUGGGAAGGAGAAGGCGCCAGCCUGGUCGACGUUCUGAAGGCGUUUACGAUGCUGAGAGACGAGUUCGACGAGAAGUUCCGCAAGACGUGGGCUUGA